AUGCAGCACUCAACAUCGUCCACCCCGCAGUUCAUCGCACCGCCCGAGCAAGCGCCCUCAGACGCCACUAUGCGCAUCGACUCCUUCACACCCCCGAGGAUAACCGGCUUCACGACGCCGACCUCGUCUACAUUCUCGGAAGACAGCCUGCCAGAGUAUCCCGACACACCCGCAGACGAAGACGGCCACGACAACGACUCCACUAUGGAGGUCACCCCGACAGCCACAUACGCUGCGCCGACCUCUGUGCCUUCGAGACCAGAGUCGCGAUCGUCGACCUUGUCUGGCGUGUCCACCACCGCUGUCAAAGACGGCAUCGAGGGCCGUCGCGUGCACCAACCUCCUGACGCCUUUCUCUCGUCACUGAUGAGCGCUUACAACCAGCCACAAUCCCACCAUCGUCACCACCAGCAUCACCGCAAAACCCCCUCUGCAACGUCAGAGCCCGCGGUGGGUGACAGUCAACCUCCCCUCUCGCGCUCGUCGUCGUAUACUUCCUCCACGUCGUCAUAUACCACAGACAGCCUGGGUGCAGCUAGCUACGCCGCCACUGCCGUCACGCCGACCACCACUACCGCUACAGACGACUUUCCGGCCGCGCCCCCUGCUCCUGCUGGCCAGAUCGCCUCUGGCUAA
Molecule: messenger RNA, 636 nt
Organism: Myxozyma melibiosi
Lineage: Eukaryota; Fungi; Ascomycota; Lipomycetes; Lipomycetales; Lipomycetaceae
Exons: 1
Coding region: 1-636 (211 amino acids)
Source: RefSeq, a predicted model, not a curated record